AUGGGGACUGAAAACUACACAAUUGUUACAGAGUUCCUUAUUUUGGGAUUAGCAGAAGAUGCUACAGUUUGUGCCAUUUUAUUUUCUGUGUUUCUAGGAGUCUAUUCUGUCACCUUAGUGGGUAAUGUCAGCAUAAUCAUGCUCAUCAGGAAAAGCCCCAAGCUGCACACCCCAAUGUACCUUUUCCUCAGCCAUUUGGCCUUUGUCGACAUUGGGUACUCCUCAUCAGUCACACCAGUCAUGCUCGUGGGCUUCCUCCACAAAGGAACUUCUGUCCCCGUGGCUGGCUGUGCGGCUCAGCUCUGUUCUGUGGUGAUGUUUGGGACAGCUGAAUGUUUCCUCCUGGCUGCCAUGGCCUAUGACCGCUACGUGGCCAUCUGCUCACCCCUGCUCUACUCCACACAAAUGUCCUCCAGAGUCUGUUUUCUCCUGGUGGGGGCUUCUUACCUUGGUGGAAGCGUGAAUGCUUGGAUAUUUACUGGCUGUCUACUAAACCUGUACUUUUGUGGACCAAAUAAAAUCAAUCACUUCUUCUGUGACUAUUCACCACUCUUGAAGCUCUCCUGUCUUCCUGAUUUGACUUCUGAAGUAAUUCCAGCCAUCUCUUCUGGAUCCAUCAUUGUGGUCACUGUGUUUGUCAUUGCUCUGUCUUAUGUCUACAUUCUUUUCUCCAUCCUGAAGAUGCGCUCCACGGAGGGCCGCCAGAAGGCCUUCUCCACCUGCACCUCCCACCUCACAGCGGUCACUCUCUUCUUUGGGACCAUCACGUUCAUUUAUGUGAUGCCCAAGUCCAGCUACUCCACUGACCAGAACAAGGUGGUGUCUGUGUUCUACACGGUGGUGAUCCCCAUGUUGAACCCCCUCAUCUACAGCCUGAGAAACAAGGAGGUGAAAGAGGCCAUGAGAAAAUUGAUGGCUAAAAUUCAUUGGUGGUUCUAA
Messenger RNA from Jaculus jaculus (lesser Egyptian jerboa), 939 nucleotides. RefSeq names its product olfactory receptor 480-like. Gene Ontology annotation, cellular component: membrane. NCBI's taxonomy places the organism in Eukaryota, Metazoa, Chordata, Mammalia, Rodentia, Dipodidae. Bases 1 to 939 code for a protein of 312 amino acids. Gene Ontology annotation, molecular function: odorant binding; G protein-coupled receptor activity; olfactory receptor activity. Gene Ontology annotation, biological process: sensory perception of smell; G protein-coupled receptor signaling pathway. The transcript has a single exon. The record is from RefSeq and is a predicted model, not a curated record.